Messenger RNA from Prunus armeniaca (apricot), 324 nucleotides. The record is from the annotation of a GenBank genome assembly. Lineage: Eukaryota; Viridiplantae; Streptophyta; Magnoliopsida; Rosales; Rosaceae.
AUGGUUUCUGAUCUAAAGAGAGGUCCUAUCGCUCCUACUUUUCUUGGCUCCCUGGAAGGGCUGCUCUGCUCUCUGAAUUGCUCUCUUUCCACUCUUCAGAGAUGGGGUAAGAUGCUAUGUGCUGGGACUUUCUUUAACCCCGGAUCAUGGGAUGCCUCACUUCUUGCUGCCGGUACUACAUUAUCAGCAAUGAAGCAUGUACUUGAUGGACAUGGAAAAAUUGUUUAUGCAUUGGUUAGGCCUCCGGGUCACCAUGCUCAGCCUACUCAAGCUGAUGGCUUCUGCUUCCUGAACAAUGCCGGUCUUGCUGUUCAUUGGCUUUAA